This is a messenger RNA of Dicrocoelium dendriticum, 420 nucleotides long. The record is from the annotation of a GenBank genome assembly. NCBI's taxonomy places the organism in Eukaryota, Metazoa, Platyhelminthes, Trematoda, Plagiorchiida, Dicrocoeliidae.
AUGGUUGAUCAAAAUGUUAUCAUGCAAAUGUUACAAAAUCAGCAACGCCAAUUGAAUCAACAGCAGAAAUUAUUUGAAGUUCUCGCACGAAAAUUUUCAGCACACAAAUCAGAGGUUCCAAACGUCAGAAGUGGUACUCAACUCAAAGUUGCAUUGGCCAAUGGAAUUCAAGAAUUCAGUUACGACCCAGACAGUGGCAAUACAUUUUUAGCUUGGUACAAGAGAUAUGAAGACAUUUUUAUUGUCGACGGUUCAGCAUUGGAUGAAUCAGCAAAAGUACGGCUGUUGAUGCAAAAACUUGGAUGUUCUGAACACACAAGAUAUUGCAAUUAUAUUCUACCAAAACACCCAAGAGAUUAUACUUUGCAAGAAACCGUGGAGAUUACCAUAAUUUUUGGAGAGCGGACAUCUAUAUUUAAC